AAAAACUCUCCAGUCUCCCUCUUCCCCCUUUCCUAGCCAUGACGGAAGUCCCACCAGCUGCUCCUGGCGCCCAAGCAACCGCGGCGGCGUCCCCGGCGGGCGUGCGCGGUGAGCAGGCAAGCACGUCAGUACGCCUCGCGGGGGACGGGUUCGCCGAGCCGCGGAGGAGCCGGAGGUGGAGGGCCCGGGCGGAGCGCGGGGGGAGACGAGCACGCGCGUCUGGUCGUGGCGAUGCCGGCGCCGCCACCGCCGGCGAUGGGCCCGACCCCGGCGGGUGUGAGCGCGGCGUAUGUGCCUGCGCCCGUACCUGUACAGGCGCGGCCUUGGUCGGGGUCGAGGUCGCCCAUCACGUGGGUGAGGUUCGUGGUUGGAUUGCUGCUUCUGGUGCUGCUGGGCUACGCGUUCAUCGAAUGGGGCCUCCCCUUUCUCUCCGAGAAGGUGAUCAUGCCGAUUAUUCAAUGGGAAGCAAAAUCUUUUCGACGUCCCAUGUUAGCGGUCGUGAUAAUUGCUUCUCUAGCACUUUUCCCCAUUGUGUUCCUGCCUUCUGGUCCAGCAAUGUGGCUAACAGGAAUAAUUUUCGGCUAUGGCUUCGGCUUCUUAAUCAUCAUGGCUGGGAUCACCAUCGGCAUGUCAAUACCUUAUUGGAUUGGCUUAUUGUUUCGUGACCGCCUAAAUCUCUGGUUAGAAAAGAGAUGGCCACGGCAGAUUGCUCUGAUUAAACUGGCUGGUGAAGGGAGUUGGUUCCAACAAUUCCGUGUGGUUGCAUUGCUAAGAAUCUCACCAUUCCCAUAUGCACUGCUUAACUACGCCGUAACUGUCACUGAGAUGAAGUUCAACCCUUACAUUUGUGGGUCGGUUGUUGGGAUGAUUCCUGAUGUGUUCAUCAACAUCUACAGUGGGCGGCUGAUACGCACAUUGGCAGAGCUCAACUAUCGCAAGCAUCGAAUGACAAUAGUUGAGAUAGUGUACAACAUUGUCUCUGUUAUUGUCGCCGUUGUCUUUGCGAUUGGAUUUACAAUAUAUGCAAGAAGAGCUCUGGAUAACAUGGAACGUUCAGGCAUCUGUUCCGAACCUGUCGGCGUCCCUGCUUCAUCGACUGAGUUCAGAGAUAACCUUCAAGGUUGCUCAACUGCACGUUCUGUGCCAAUUGAUGUUGUAUAAUAACAAAUACAGUACACCUCUAAGGUCUGGUUGCCUUAUAGUUUCAAUCAUGUACAUACACCACACUAGAUUGGUAGAAGAGAAAUGUUAACAGCGAGUACUUAUGGGACGGUCUGCUGCUGUGUUAUGCAGCUCUGUAUAUAAAUGCUACUUCUGUGAUAUGCUGAUGCUGUUAAGUCGUUGCUGUUCAGACGUGUGA
Messenger RNA from Panicum hallii, 1360 nucleotides. RefSeq names its product TVP38/TMEM64 family membrane protein slr0305-like. Lineage: Eukaryota; Viridiplantae; Streptophyta; Magnoliopsida; Poales; Poaceae. The record is from RefSeq and is a predicted model, not a curated record. Bases 232 to 1161 code for a protein of 309 amino acids. The transcript is spliced from 5 exons.